CCUGCCUCUCUACAGGACAUUGAACGUGAGGCAACGGUCCUCACCCACUUCACAUCAAGUCUUCUCUCUCGGGCAUUGUGAUUGGAUGAGAACCAAAGACUCUAUCACCGUUCCGAGGGCGAAGGUACCCGUAGUCGUAAUGUUGUUCAUACCUCACGUACAGCGCAGUGCGGACCUGAAAAGAUGCUUCCAACAAUCAUUGGAACCGUCUGCAGUCAGGUGAUGGAUUUCUAAACUUCACGUCCAACAAUAAAGAAGCUUCCCCCGUUGGCCAACGUCAGAUUCUCUGCAUAACUCAGGUUGGCUCCGCAGAUCGCAUUCGGUGCGGUAUGAUCAAUGCAAUGACGUUUCACUAAAGGCCCGUAGAUGGUAAAUUACCGCCCAUCGGAGAUUCUGUGCUUGUCUACAAAACGGGCGGGCAGGUCUUGCAGUAGGUCAACAUGGCAGGACUACAAACUUUCGUCCUCUACCUUCCGUUGAUUUUGCAUUUGCGAUGGACGGUGCGAGUUGCAGCAGGAGCUCCAGCAACCGUCACCAUAGGAGGAAUCUUCUCUAACAGGAACACAGUGGAGGAAGAUGCCCUCAGAUUUGCGGCCAAGUUCAUCAACACACGACGGGACAUCCUCCCAAACACCACCCUGACUGUAGUCACCAACUACACGGAAGUGUUUCAGACUUUCCAGUGUAUGCAGUCAGCAUGUUUCUUGGCAGAGCUCGGUGCCGCGGUCAUCAUCGGUCCGCGGAGCUCCACAGCAGUCAAAACAGUCAACAACGUGUGCUCCGGGCUGCACAUCCCGCACAUCGCACCUGUGGCGACGGAUCCGUUACUAGGAAACCAGAGGAUGUACCCGUAUCUCCUGCGCAUGUCGUCCCCUGACACGGAGCAGAGUCGGGCAUUGAUAGCCCUCGUCAAGCAUUUCGGCUGGACCCGCAUGUGUAUUCUGACGUCACUGAAUGACUACGGUAUGAACGGAGUUGUAGAGUUCCAAUCCGUGGCGGCGAGUUACAACUGGGACGUUGUGAGUGUGCAGCAGUUCCAGGUUAACAGCGACCCCUCGAAGAUAGAUGUUAGACUGCAGCUGCAGAAGAUAAAGGGAACAGGUGUCCGUGUCAUCAUCCUGAACUGCCUGGCUAUCCACGGGAUGAGAGUGCUGGAGCAGGCGGAGAAGAUGGGCCUGACGUGGCGGGGCUGGGCCUGGAUCGUCACCGACGGUUUUACCGGGAUGGCUGAGGUGACCGCGAAGAAGCCCAUUCCACAUUAUCUGCAGGGACUGGUGGGGACCAGGCCGGCCCCCGGGAGGGGCGGACUGUUGACAAAGACGGAGUAA
This is a messenger RNA of Branchiostoma floridae (Florida lancelet), 1328 nucleotides long. RefSeq names its product glutamate receptor 3.1-like. The record is from RefSeq and is a predicted model, not a curated record. The transcript is spliced from 8 exons. The coding region runs from base 441 to 1328 and encodes 295 amino acids. NCBI's taxonomy places the organism in Eukaryota, Metazoa, Chordata, Leptocardii, Amphioxiformes, Branchiostomatidae. Gene Ontology annotation, molecular function: adenylate cyclase inhibiting G protein-coupled glutamate receptor activity.